Mesorhabditis belari is the source of this 1923-nucleotide messenger RNA. Lineage: Eukaryota; Metazoa; Nematoda; Chromadorea; Rhabditida; Rhabditidae. The record is from the annotation of a GenBank genome assembly.
AUGAAACUGCUGGCUGCAUUCGGCCUUUUGGCCAUCGCCCUCGCUGCGUCCUCCCGUCAAUGGGAAGAACGGUCGUUCAACAAGGGAAACACCUACGAGUUCGAGUGGAAGGGACAGAUCGUCUCGGGCGUGCCCGUGAAAGGAUCCUCGUCUCAUUCCCUUCAACAAAUCCACUCAAAAGUCUUGAUCACUGUCAACGAGAAACACUCGAUCCUCCGUCUCGACAAUGUCAAGCUUACCAAUGGCCACAAGCAGCUCACCGAGCCACGCAUCAUCUCUGAGGUGUCGCUCGAGGAGUCGCAAUUGACCUCCGAGCAACGCGAGCAAAUCAAGCUUCCAAUCCGCUUCCGUUACCACCAAGGAAUCAUCUCUGAGAUCGUCUUCUCGGAGGAGGAAUCCGCCUGGUCGGAGAACAUCAAGCGCUCCAUUCUCAACAUGCUCCAAGUUCAAAUGAGCCCACGCAAGACCCAAGAGGAGUACAACACGAAGACCGUCUCCAACAACAAGUUCUUCACCGUCACCGAGCGCACCCUCGAGGGUGAGUGCGAGGUCGCCUACACGAUCGUCGAAUCGGAGAAGAACCGCGAGGAGAAAGAGAUCACCAAGUCGCUCAACUUCGAGAAAUGCCCCAAGCGUAUCGAUAUCCGCUAUGGACCCCGUUACUCUGCUGAGUGCUCCAUGUGUGAGGCCACCGAUGCUCGCCCCGAAUCUCAAACUGUCAUCAACUACAAGGUUCGCGGAGAGGAUGAGGAGCGUUUCCUUAUCACCGAGGUCGAGCUCAAGUCCGAGUACGUCUUCACCCCCUUCUCGAAGGAUCAAGAGAUGCUCGCCACCUACAAGGUCAUCUAUGAUCGCCGUCAACCACUCGUUGUCCGCCAAUCCGCCGUUGACGCUCUUCGCAUGCUCCGCGACCAGAUGCCCCGCAAGGAGGAACUCAUGGAGAAGAUUGUCCGCUCUGAUUCGUCGAUCUCUUCAUCCGAGAUGAUCCGCAAGAUCGCCAAGGGAUUCCGUUUCGAGGGAGUUCUCUCUGGAUACGUCUACGAGCACGUCCGCAUCGUCCCAACCACCCUUGGACUCCCACUCCAGGUCACCUCCAAGCUCCCAACCGUCGCCCACAUCAAGGCCCACAUCAAGGCCGAGAUCUCCCCGAAGAUGUCUCUCCGUGUCGAGAUGGAGCCCUCAUUCGUCUCCACCCAUGAGAAGACCAUCCGUAUUCCAUCAUUCGAGAAGACCUCCGUCCACUACGAGCAAUCCUACGGAGAGGAGCACUUCGGUCUCCGCACUGAGGUCAUCGGAUCCGUCCACCGCCACGUCUUCGACAAGAAGUCCCCCGAGUCGAUCCUCUUCGGAGAGAACCACGUCCAGGUUGUCCUUGUCCCCACCGCCGAGUCCGUGAAGGAGAUCGUCCUCGAGGUUGAGCCCAAGUACACCAAGAUGGCCUCAUCCGAGUACGAGUCACCCCGCUACGAUGAGACCUUCACUGAGAAGGAGUUCGUGCUUGCUAAGGAUUGCUCUCAAGAGCCCGAGUACGCUGUGAUGAUGAAGAAAAUGGAGAAGGACUCUGAGGAGAAGAAGAUCAAGAUUGUGACUCAAGAGAAGGAAAUCGAGUGCGAGUUGAAACAAGAGAAGAUCGUUUGCCAGGUUGAUGGACGCCGUGUCGAGGACGAGGAGGCUCUCUACGAUAUGGGAAUCAAGCUUAUCGGAGAAUCAUCAUGCGAGAUCACCAUCCCAAAGAUGACCAUCCGUUUCGAUGGAUACAAGGUCGAGAUCAAGGCUGACAAGCGCACCGAGAACACCCAAUGCGGACUUUGCGGACAUUUCGAUGGACGCCGCGACAACGAGUUCCGCCGUGCCGACAACGAGGAGACUGAGGACAUCGAGGAAUUCCACCGCUCGUGGCUUCGCCGUGACAACGAAUGCGAG